GUGUCGUUUCCUGCAGUCAGAUUUCACAUAAAGAUCUCCACGUUUCAACAGGAAUAAUUGAAUAGAAUAGACCACCCAUAUGGUAGAAUCCUGCCACACAAGUUGAACCCCUCACCGCUAAAAUUAGACUGAUUCUCUUUUUCCUCUACACUACGACCACCUGCUUCUUAUUCAGCCUCACUUUAAUAAGCAUCAUCAAUCAUUCACAAUGGGAAGCAUACAAGUACCCGAGGGCACCUUUACCGCCCCGCCGCAGCAGGUUUCCCUCGACGGCUUUCUCUUCGACAUGGACGGCACCAUCAUAGACUCGACUAGGGCCAUUGAGAUGCACUGGGCAUCGGUUGGCAAAGAGAUCGGAGUGGACCCGGAGCUCAUCUUGAAGACCUCACACGGGCGUCGUAGCAUCGACACGCUCAAGAUAUAUUGCCCAGAAAAGGCAACCAUUGAGUACGCCUCGGAGAUGGAGGGCCGCCUACCCAAGCUCUACAGCAAAGAGGCAGAGGAGAUCCCCGGCGCCCGCUCGCUCCUCGACUCCAUAAUCGCCGCCAAGGCCGCCCCCUGGGCCAUCGUGACGUCGGGAACAAAGCCGCUGGUCAACGGCUGGCUCGAGGCUCUGAACCUGCCGCGGCCCGCGCACAUGAUCACGGCCGAGUCGGUCGAGAACGGCAAGCCCGAUCCCACCUGCUACCUCAUGGGCCUCGACGGGCUCGGCCUCCGCGAUCGCGCCGCUGACGUCCUCGUGCUCGAGGACAGCCCCGCCGGGAUCCUGGCCGGCAAGGCGGCCGGGUGCAAAGUGCUCGGGCUGGUCACCAGCCACACCGUCGAGCAGGUGGUGGGCGCCGGCCCGGACUGGGUGGUCAGGGAUUUGUCGUCUGUGAGGCUCGUCGGCGCUGAGGGUGGAAGGGUUACUUUGGAGAUUGUGGAUGCAUUGGAGUCCAAGUAGGGUAGCUGGAGAAUGGCUCGGCUCAAGCUCACCUAGUCCUCUGUCUUAGUCUUUUGAAAUUUCAUGACGAAACGGAUAGAUGGAGCUUUUGGUGUGUCAUUGGAGCAAAUCCAUGAUAUUCUUGAGGCUUUAUGACUUGAGACCAAGGCCUCUACCUUGGAUCAUUGAAGGGUAUCCGAAUAAUAAAGUACGAUCAAAGACAA
Molecule: messenger RNA, 1146 nt
Organism: Pyricularia oryzae 70-15
Lineage: Eukaryota; Fungi; Ascomycota; Sordariomycetes; Magnaporthales; Pyriculariaceae
Product: DL-glycerol-3-phosphatase 1
Exons: 3
Coding region: 209-943 (244 amino acids)
Molecular function (GO): sugar-phosphatase activity; beta-phosphoglucomutase activity
Source: RefSeq, a predicted model, not a curated record